AUGCCAAUAAAACUAACUCUCAUCGAAUCUUUUGAUACUCCAUUGAAUGUUCCAAGAGAAAAGGUUCAUAUUGAAGAGAUUCCCGAUAGAAAAAUGUAUCUUUCAAGUAAUCUGGCAGCCUCUUCUCGUCUCGGAAAUCAUCUUUUCGAAUUAUCUGCUCUACUGUCAGUGUCUAGGAAAUUGAAUAGAAUACCAACAUUUUUUAUUCAAAACCGCCAUUACGAUCAAACGUUGAUGGAUACAGAUUUCUUGAUUCCUGGAUUGUUAGAUCAUUUUUUAAUAAUCAACCAGAGUAUUCCUGAUUCAAUAACACAUGUUGAAUUUAGUAUGAAAUGUUGUACAUGGGAUAAUCCGGAAAGGUUGAAAAACUAUACAGAUCAGUACUUGCACAUCAAAGGAACGCAUUUCCAAAGCUGGAAAUAUUUCCGAAGAAUGCGCCAUGAGCUUAUGGAAUAUUUGAAAACCCCUGUAAAUAACUUCACAGAUCUUCCAAAGUCUAAUGAUGAUAAUUUUGUAACUUGUGUACACAUAAGGAGAACCGACUUUGUUGGAUCUGGUUUUUUUGUUCCAGACGAAACUUUUAUACUGGAAGCUAUGAAAUUUGUUAAGAUAGAAGAGAAAAGAGAUCAAAAUAUGUUGACAGUGUUGUUCGGAGAUGAUAUACCAUAUAUUGAAAGUUUGAUGAAUCAGACUUUCACUGUUGAUGAAGGAGCAGAAAAAAACAUUAGCUCAGAAUUUUUUAUUUCUCACAACAAUCCCUCGGACAGUAUAUUAUAUUCUAGUAGUAAUUGUGAUGUUGUUAUAAUCACAGCACCUCAUUCAACAUUUGGAUGGUGGCUGGGAUUUCUGUCAAAAGGAGGUCAGGUGUAUUACACUGAUAUCAAGUUUGUCGAUGAUAAUAGUAUAUCUUCUGGAAUGUUUGACCCAGAUGAUUAUUAUCCUCCACAUUGGAUUCCUAUUAAACAGGGCUCAUUUGACAAUAGAACAUUGAUUGAAAGUGAGCGAUUCACUAGUUUUCCUACAAAACUGAUUACUGCAGGAAUAUCCUCAUUUGUUUUCCAUGCAUUCACUUCUCGGUCGGAUCUUUCUUUCAAUCACGUGUUUGCAAGAAUAUGGCAAUUCACUUUCGGGAUGAUCGCAUGUCUGAAAAUCAUAAAAGAUAACGGAGACAGUGGCCAUGGGCAAGAGAAAGUUAUUUUUCUAGACACUUCAAAAAGCAGCAAGAAACUCAAUUGGGACAAUAAUUUAUUUAAAACCUACAGUAACUCAAUAUUAAUUGUAACAAUUGCUAUCACAUUUUACUCAACACCAAUCAAUCCACUGAUUGCAAGAGUUAUAGUUACUAUUUUAACGGCCGUCUUUAUAUACGCUUCGUCAAAUAAUGUACCAGUUUUCAAUAACUUGCUCAUCUACACUGGCAAUAUUUCAUUUGCACUUUAUCUUGUUCACUGGCCGUUAUAUGCAUACUGGAAAAUCAUUGGCAAUGAUAGCCAUAUUGGGUUAUUUUUCACAUUAAUCAUAUCUAUUUUUAUUGCAAUAGCUUUUCAUGAAACAUUUGAGAAAUGGUCUCUGAAACUUGACUGGAAACGAAUAAUACUGUUGAUUGCGUUUUUGGGCUCGUUCAAUUUCUUAGCAUUGGAAAAAGAAGAAAUCGAAAUAAUUAUCAGACUCCAAAACGCUCAGAAAUCAACAUCUUUUGAAGUCUAUAAUGAUGUAUUGAACAAGACAUUCACAAAUUAUGAUCAAGUAGAAAUUCAAAACCGACUAUGGCAGAAGAAUGAUUUUGUGCAGCUUGCAAUCCCAAACAUUGGAGUUUGGGUCGGUAGAAAUCAUCGACCGGUAUUAUAUUUCAGCUCACUAUCCGAAUGUUAUGAAACCAGUUUAGGGCUUAUCAGGAAAUGGAACAUUGAAGUUUAUGAUACUGGGUAG
Molecule: messenger RNA, 1929 nt
Organism: Caenorhabditis remanei
Lineage: Eukaryota; Metazoa; Nematoda; Chromadorea; Rhabditida; Rhabditidae
Exons: 14
Coding region: 1-1929 (642 amino acids)
Biological process (GO): carbohydrate metabolic process
Cellular component (GO): membrane
Molecular function (GO): galactoside 2-alpha-L-fucosyltransferase activity
Source: RefSeq, a predicted model, not a curated record